This is a messenger RNA of Engraulis encrasicolus (European anchovy), 783 nucleotides long. RefSeq names its product GDNF-inducible zinc finger protein 1-like. The transcript has 6 exons. Lineage: Eukaryota; Metazoa; Chordata; Actinopteri; Clupeiformes; Engraulidae. Gene Ontology annotation, biological process: regulation of transcription by RNA polymerase II. The coding region runs from base 1 to 783 and encodes 260 amino acids. The record is from RefSeq and is a predicted model, not a curated record. Gene Ontology annotation, molecular function: protein binding; DNA-binding transcription factor activity, RNA polymerase II-specific. Gene Ontology annotation, cellular component: nucleus.
AUGUGUAAGAUAGGCCUGGGUCUGCUGUGCGACCUGUCGGUGGUGGUGGGUCAGGAGCCCGAGGCCAUGAGGUUUGAGGUCCACCGUGUGGUGGUGGCCGCCUCCUGCAGGUAUUUCAAGAGCCACAUCCUGGCCAACCAGACGGCCGUCACGGCCCUGCUGUGCGACGUGUCGCCCGAGUCCUUUGAGUCCUUCCUGCAGUACGUCUACACGGGCCAGGUGGAGGUGCCGCGCUCCAUGCUGUCAGACGUCUUCAAGACAGCAGAGCUGCUGGGCUGCAGCGAUCUGGUCAACGCCUGCAAGGCGGCCAGCAAGCUGGAGGCCGGCCAGACGCAGACCGUGCAGUCUGUGCUGUCUGACUCCGGCUCGGUAGACUCUCACGUCUUCAGCCCCCCGCGGCCCAAACGUGGUGGCGGAGGCACUGGCAGGAGAUCCAAGGACACCCAGGACAAGCAGCAGCAGGAGAAAGGGUCAGCGGGGACGAGAAAAGACACUUCAGAGUUGGAGGAGACGGAGGUGGAGGAGGAGGGGGAAUUGCCGAGCAAGAAGAGGAAGAGGAGGAGGAAGGGCAGCAUGGAGGAAGAGUUGGUGUCCAUGGCAUCGGGGUCAGGUCAUGGCACGAGGGCGAGUACCCGGCUCACCGUUCCCAAGCCAUCCCAGGGCCUCCCCAAGGGGACGGUAGCAGGCUGCGGCAGGGGCAGGGGCAGGGGCAGGGGCCGGGGCCGGCCCAAGUCCAGCGGCCACGGCUCGGAGACGGAGCAGUCGUCCUCCCAGACAUUCUGA